Pieris rapae (cabbage white) is the source of this 4366-nucleotide messenger RNA. Its product is annotated as CD151 antigen. Gene Ontology annotation, cellular component: membrane. Lineage: Eukaryota; Metazoa; Arthropoda; Insecta; Lepidoptera; Pieridae. The transcript has 9 exons. The record is from RefSeq and is a predicted model, not a curated record. The coding region runs from base 311 to 1108 and encodes 265 amino acids.
CGGAGAGAUCACGUAUUUUCCGUGAAUAAAAAUGAAAAUACGUAUUGUGUUGUGAAAAUUGGAAUGUGCUUUAGGGAAUAACUCGGAAAAGUGAAGUGAACUUUGAACUUUUUAAAGUGGAGACCGACAUAAGAAAAUUGCGAGGAAAGGCAUCCUUGACUUAAUAUAAGGGCAUUAAGAUCAAGAAACCAGACCUGACAAAUAUCAUAAUCGUAACGGGAACAACAACAACUAUAUUGUGUCUCAAAAUAUCUGGGAGAUGAGAUAGCCCCGGCCACAAAAGAAUUUUCAGUAGAAAGUUUUGGCUAUAAUGGCAAGUGAAAAAAAAGAUGCCAGUACACUGAUAUCAAAGAAAAAGAAAAUUAAACCCAGAAUAUCUCGAGAUGCAGACUGCUGCAGUGUGAACUUCCUAAAAUGCGUUCUUCAUAUUUUUAAUGUCACAUUUCUGUUUGCAGGCGCUGGCGUAUUCUUAGUUGGUGCAUGGACGAUCGCAACUAGACACCGUUUUGUGGCCCUUCUGCCUACUCCAACGUAUCCUGCAAUAUCGUAUUUGCUGUGCAUCGCUGGUGCGUUGGGCGUGCCUCUCUGUGGACUCGGUUGCUGUGGCCUGAAGACUGAAAACAGAACUAGCUUGUUGUGUUACACAUAUUUCCUUCUUAUCACAUUCUUAUUGGAAGUGGGUGCUGGUGGUCUUGCGUAUUACUACGAAGUGGCUGUAGAGGACGAACUACGUUUCGAACUUAACGCAACGUUCAUAACAAAUUACGCGCUUGACACUGUGGUUACGGACGCUGUGGAUAUUAUGCAGACUGAGUUCAAAUGCUGUGGAGCGAACCGAUAUACCGAGUGGCGUAAGAGUGCUUGGCACGAACAUGAUCCGAGAUUGCUAGUUCCUGACUCCUGUUGUAAGACUGUCACCACUCGCUGUGGUAUGCGAGACCAUCCCUCCAAUAUAUAUUAUCAUGGUUGCGUGCACGAGUUCACCAAGCACAUUCGAGAUCAGCUGGUCAUCCUCGCAGCCGUAGGAGUCGGUAUGUCCGUCAUACCCAUAUUCGGAUUCUUCUUCUCUUGCGUAUUGUAUGUCAAAAUAAAACAUGUCAUUGACUGACCCCGGCCUAAGGCCCCAGCCGCCAAUAGAAAAGUCUUCGACAAAUCGGCCUCGGCGGGUGAUCUGUCCAAACCUGCCAAUAGGAGCUCGUACAGGGCGCCGAAGAUGGCCGAAAGUUCCCGAAGUAAACGAAAUGUCAGACGAACGCCGUGCCCCUUACAUUCGGAGAAAAAUAUUCCAAUAUCCACUAUUAGCGAUAAUGUUAGUAUUUAAUUUCGCGUAUCGUCGAUUAAAUAUUCUUCUGAAUAAUAAAAAAAACGCGGAAUAUUUUGAAGCCUCUCUAAAUAACUUCUAUAUACAGUUUGUCCCAGGACUAUAGGACAUCAAGAGAAUGUUAUAUACUUUAUUUUGAAAUGUUUGUAUGCUUUCAAUUAUUUAAAAAUAACUUGUCCUCUGGGAAUCCAACCGACACAAAUGUGAAAUCAAGAGAAUGGAUAAAAAUCAUAAUUCUUCUUGAGUAUUUUAAUCAAAUUAAAAACAUACCCAAAACUAUCGAUUUAGUUUUUUUUUCAAAUUAAUUAAUUUAAUGCUCAAAAUCAAUCAAUCCUCAAAUCAAAGUAUUAGACUUUUCAAAAUAAAAAAGGUCUUCCUUCAUCAAAAUAUCCUAUUUAGGGUGUUUUCCCUUGAUGUACCAUAGUCUUGGAACGCCCUGUAUAUAUAUUUUGUUUAAUUCGGUUCAAAAAUUCGCAAAAAUAUUACUUACAUUUUCAGGUCUAUAUAAUUAUAUAUACGUUAAAGCGCGGUCGAAUACGUAGUCGACGAUUUUAGCGCGUGCUAGGUCCUAAAUUAUGCUUGCAUAAAUUAUUCGAAGUCGACAAAUAUCAACUUGUGUUCAUUGUCAUAGGCUAAAUUGUAAACGAAUUUAUGUCAUACGUCAACGUCAAUGUCAGACCCGUUUAACAAAGAGGUCUACUAUUUAUGUAAAUAGCACACUCAUGUCAGUGCCGGUUUAACUUCUCUGCAUUUUCUACCGAAUUUACCACAGAGAGUGUUCAGACUUGUUCGUAUUAAUACUGGCAGCUGAGAUUCAUUGAAUGUCGUUCCACAACAAGUGUUUUUUUGGCAUUGUCUGCCACACACCACCGCCUUGUGGAACCAGCUGCCCACUGAAGUAUUUCCGAACCAAUUCGACUUAGGGUCCUUUAAGAAAGCGAACCAAUUUUUAAAAGGCCAGCAACGCAUUUGUCUUUGCCAAUGGGAGUCUACGCGGCGGUAUCAUUUAACAACAGAUGAGCCUCCUGCCUUGCCCUGAUAUUUUAUUCAUGGACAUACUGUAAGCCUCAGAUAACAUUGUUUUUUACUUUCUUAAUUGUAGUAACCAAAAAACGCGAAAAAGAAAAAUAUAAAAAAAAAAAUUGUUGGUAAACUUCUAAAACAUAUUACUUGAAUCUUACAGUAAGUUUAUGAUAUACUGUAUAGAAUCGUAAAUAAAAACUGACAAUUUCUACCCGCAAAAAUAAAAAGCAUAUGAAAUCGACAUCACAUUUGUAUGAUAUAAGAUUAAGAUGAAGAGGUGCUAUAUUGUUAUCAAUAGUACUUAAUAGAUUUAAAGGCUUUGGUGAAUAAUGUAGACAUUUUAUAUUAGUAUAUAUUAGUAUUGUUCAUACUAAAUAUUACUUAAAGUUCAUAUGGACAAAUCCAUUUCAUAUAUGAAUUCGCUCCAGAACAAGUAGAAAUUUUUAUAAUCACUUCAUUCGACGUUGCCGUAUUUACUAGACUAGUAUUUUUCGUCUGUUAUGUGACAGUCUCGUCUUGCACUGUCGCGUGUCAAAUUUCGUACUAAAAAUUACUGACAGCUGUCAGCUUGACAACUCAGACGCUAACUAAACCUGAAUCUUAGGUUCAACUAACUAUGUCGUUAUUUAAAAGAACUUUUGUAUUAUUUUGGAAAAAUAUUCAGAUUCUGAAUCUAUUAUGACGAUUAUAUAGUUUUCGAUAUGCCUGCAAAAACGUGAUACAUACGUUUUUAGAAUAUUUCAGUUAAUGUAAUCAUGAAAUAUUCUUUAUCUCAUUUAUUUAGUUAUCAUAAGUUUCAUACAAUUAUUUUAUACAAUGCAUGAAAUGUUCAUAUUAUCUUGAAGCUCUUUACUGAUCUGUUGUUGUAAGAGAAGUGUGUGUUAAAAUAAACUAUAAUACAAACCUAUUUAGUCGCCAUUACAAUGUACAUACAUGGAUAAGAAUUUAAUAAUGUGACAAUCACACUACAGCAGUUCUGUUAAACAGUUGAAUAUCUAAACAAAUGACGUUCGGUUUCUUUUGAGUUUCGAAAAUAUUUUAAGAAAUCUAUUGAACAAAACACAGAUAUACCUUUCAUGUGACGCAGCCAACUGGCUUAAUCGGCCGUUCAAUUAACAGCCUAGCCGUUUAACUAACGGCCUGAAAGAUAUUCCGCCGUAGCGUUUAUAUCAUGUAAUGAACUGGCUGGCUAAUACUUAGGCCAUUCGUAAGAUAGAGCCAUUUGGCAGAAAUAAAAAUGAUGAAACAUAAUAUGACAUAAAAAAUAUUUCUUUUUAAAUUAAAUUGCUGCUUGAGUCAAAUUCAAAUUAUUACUGUCACUUCACUGUUCCAUUGUACUUGUUGUUUUUCAUAAAAGUUUUGAAAACACCAACAAAGGUGUGGUUAGCCGACGCCAUAUUGACAGUUUGAAUAGUGUCUAAUUAUGUUUAAAUUCACUGUCAUCAGACUAGACAAGUAAUGAAAUGUCAUCGAUCCAAGUUAUUUGACUCGCUGCUCGAUCAACUGGCUAAACAUCAUUCAGGCUGUUAGUUAAACGGCGGCGUUUCGUUAAACGGCUAGGCUGUUAAAUGAAUGGCUAAUUAAGCUAGUUGGCUGCGACACAUACAUAAAUUACCUUAGUAAAUGAGCGCCACUUUAAAUUGUAUUUUGAAAUAUGAAUAAACAAUAUUUUGAAUCUAGAUUCACCAUAUCUUAAGUCUACUUCAAUUGGGCUACGACAUUAAAAAUCCAGGAUAUGUGGUCAUAGAUAAAACUUAUUUGCUAGAGCUAGACAUUUUGUAACCAAAGUUAACGUGCCUUAUUAAAUUAAGAAUAAAUUGUUUAUUGAUGUAAAUAGAUAUCUGUAAUCUUAAAGAGAUCUGUGUAUUAAAUUGUGUAACAAUAAGAUUAUGUAUGCGUAUAUAUUCAGAUGUUUUGCAAUAAAAACCAAAUGUUUUAGUUUUACGGGUAAUGUACUUAUUUAAAAAAAACUAAUUUUUAAUAUAUUGUAAAAUUUAUCUCAGUUAUAUGUUGUUUGUUGGU